Messenger RNA from Funneliformis mosseae, 232 nucleotides. NCBI's taxonomy places the organism in Eukaryota, Fungi, Glomeromycota, Glomeromycetes, Glomerales, Glomeraceae. The record is from the annotation of a GenBank genome assembly.
AGCAACAAAGAAGUUAAAAGGAGCAAAUUCUAUUAUUACAAACGUGGAUGAUGAAGUUAAUAAAUAUUGGAUUUCUGCUGAAGUUGAAGAUGUAAAACCUUUGGAUUGGUGGAAAACUCAUUCUACUGAAUAUCUUAAUUUGUCAAAACUUGCAUUUUUAUAUUUAUGUAUUCAAGCAAGUUCGGUUCCAUGUGAACAACUUUUUUUCAAUUGCUGGUCAUGUUUUAUGUAA